CUCCCUCCCACGCACUCCUAUGUGCGAGAUGCAGCCUGUGCCUCCCCUCCUCGUCCCAUCGGCGUGAGUCCAUGACCGCCGCCGCGCCGCCGCCACCUCCUCCGAAAGUCUUCCUCCGCCGCGGAUUUCUCCGAUGCGUCCCCCCCUCGACCUGCACACCCUCCUCAGGCUGCGGCUGCCCCCUCGCCACCCCCUCCACCGCCUCCUCCACUCCCACACCCCCAACGACCGCCCGCCGCCGCCGCAGCACCCGCCCCCGCACGACCCCGAGCUCUGGAUCGCCAAGGCGCUCGCGUCCGCGGCCUUCCUCCGGCCACACUGCCUACCGGCAUUCCGCCGCCUCGCUCCGUCCCAGUUCGCCGCCGCCGCCGCGCUCCGCCACGCGCCGUGCGCCUCCUCCGCGCUCCAACUCUUUUCCUCCCUGCACUCCUUCCCGCUCGCCAUCCCCCCGUCCGCGCACUCCUACCGCUACGUCAUCUCGCUGAUGUGCCAGUCCGGCCGCCAAGUCGAUGCCCUCCAACUGUUCGACCGAAUGACGGACCAGUCUGGGUACUUACCCAACGCCCGUUUCCUCUCGUUUCUGGCCGGUUCCUGCGCCAGCGCAGGCCUUCUUGACGCCGCGGCAGCAUUGCUCUCCAAGGCAUCGCAGUUUGGUUGCUCCAUAGAAGCGUAUGCAUAUAACAAGCUCAUGGGCUCGUUCAUCGGCUGCGGCCGGGUGCAGGACGCUGUAGCGUUGUUUGAGGGGUGGAUCCAAGGGGGAGCUUAUUCUCCGGACGUGUGGAGCUUUAAUGUCGUCAUCAAGGGUGUGUGCCAGGUGGGGGAUGUUCAGAAGGCGCUUGAGUUGGUCGAAAGGAUGCAUCAGUUUGGUUGCUUCCCGGAUACUGUCACACAUAACAUUCUUGUGAAUGGGCUAUGCAGGGUAAAGGAGGUGGGUAAAGGUCGUGAGGUGUUGAGGAGACUUCAAAGAGAUGGUGUUUGCCCGCCCAAUGUAGUGACAUACACCUCAGUAAUCUCAGGUUACUGUAAGGCUGGCAGGAUUGAGGAUGCGGUGGCAGUAUACAAUGACAUGGUUGCCUGUGGGACAGCACCCAAUGUUGUCACAUACAAUGUGCUUAUCAAUGGAUAUGGCAAGGCUGGAAAUAUGGGGUCUGCGGUCGCAGUGUAUCAGCAAAUGAUAUUGCGUCGCUGCCCUCCUGACGUUGUGACAUUUAGUUCAUUGAUUGAUGGGUAUUGUCGGUGCAGUCAGCUGGAUGAUGCAAUGAAGAUUUGGACUGAGAUGGCUCAGUGUCACAUUCAACCAAACGCACACACGUUCUCUAUCAUAAUACACACAUUUUGUAAGCAGAACAGAGCAGCGGAAGCACUUCGCUUUCUGAAAGAAUUGAACAUGAGAACAGACAUUGCACCACAGGCAUUCAUCUAUAACCCUGUGAUUGAUGUACUGUGCAAGGCUGGAAAGGUGGAUGAAGCAAACACAGUUCUAAUGGAGAUGGAAGGGAAAGGGUGUCGUCCCGACAAGUAUACCUAUACUAUUUUAAUAGUUGGACACUGCAUGAAGGGAAGGAUAGCAGAAGCCAUCACAUUUUUCCAUAAAAUGGUAGAGACUGGGUGUACCCCUGACAGUAUUACAGUCAAUUCUUUUAUUAGCUGCCUUUUAAAGUCUGGAAUGGCUAGUGAGGUGGAUCACAUAAUGCGUAUUGCAUCAGGGGGUACUUCAUCGAGUUGGAGAGACCCUUGUCCUAUAACCCGAAGAGUAGACAUUUCAGUAGCUGUAUAGCUGAAUGAUACGAUGGAGAAUAUAAGGAGAUCAUCUUCAAUGUUUCUGAUGUGGUUGACGGGGCAUCUGGUGCUUGUCCAAAUAAGACGAACAAGCUCUGUUGUUUUGCAGAACAUUCAGUCGAAAAGAACUCAAUUGUAACUGUAAAGAUCUUGGGUUCACUAAGGCUACAGAACUAUCGAGAGACUAAUCCAAAGCAACUUCAUGCCAAGAAAGGAAAGGACAAGCAGUUUGGUGCUCCGUGUGCAUGUAUUCACUGAAGUGGUUCGAUGAAUACCAUGAAGAGAAGCAAAUGGUGGAUCUGCAAAUUUCAAGGGACCUGUUGAUCUGCAGCAGUAAUGUUGCAGCAAUUGCUCCAUGGAUACUUGACACACUCCUAAACACCUCAUGUAUGAUUUGUUGACCCCCUGGGUUUCAGAUCAUAAGGUCCUCAAGUCACUUUGGUCUGCCUGUGAAGAACAUUCUUUGUUUUGGAGGAGCUGUUACCUGAAUGAGGGGGAAUCGGCUGUUGAAGACUCAACACCUGAAGUACGUGAUGGAAGUAAUUUACCCUCUAACAGAGCUCAAACUACUACUCCCUCCAGAUGCUUUUAAUCGACACGGGCCUUAGUUGAGUAUGUGCAUGGUGCUAGUUGAUUCACGCGUCGAUUAAAACAGAACUGAGGGAUGUUGGCAAUCUCUGGAUUGGUGAAGCAUUGCGUAUACAAUUAAAAGAAGCCAACAUUGUGGAUUAACAUGCAAGCUGUCAGCCUGCCAAGUGUUGGGCGGCCAACAGAAAGAAAAAGUUUGGGCAAUGGUCAUGCAUAAGGGCAAGCAGAUAUUUUUGGCAGGCAAUACAUAAUGAGCAGAAGUAUGGCUGAUCAAGCUAUACCUAUACAAGGAAAACUGCCAAAUGAAGCAUGAGAGUAUACUGGAAGCUUCACAUCUUGUUACUGUCAUAUUGUUGAUGCCUAUCUUUCCGCUUGUAUUAUUGUGAACUUUAUGAGAGUUCAUCUCUUUCUAGUGUCCCUUUCAUGCAAUCAGUUAGGCUGACUGGCGUUGUUGAAUCUCUGGAUCCUUGACCUUGAUUUGUGGGGUAAAGCGCAUAAAGUUCUUCAAUGACGAACUAGUCUCAACUAACAUGAACCAUUAGUUGUUGAAUCGUUGAAUCUCCUCCUUUUGUACCUGGAAGGCUGGAACGUCGGUGAAGCACAUGGAAAGGUGAACAGGGGCCAUGCAACGUUGUCAACUAUUUCUGGCUAGUAUAGCUGUAGCCAAGAGAUCCCAACAGGAAUGGUUGAGAAACUCUACUAACCGAGCCUUUGGGGCUAAGCAACCACCCGCUGAAGGAAACUUGAAGAGUUGUUUGGCCCUUCAUCUGCCUGAUGUGUCUCUGUAAGAGUGCAAGUCUCAUAAUUGACGAAUGAAGUUUGAAGAAAACUCGUGUAUACUACUAGAUUAGAAGCAAUACGUGUGCUGAAGCAAAGAGUUAGAUCCACGGGAGAGCCAGAUUCAGCUAUCACAUUGAUUUUUUUUCGUAUUUUUUUUCAACUAGUAUUUUUUUUUUUUUGACAUUUCUCAACUAUAGAGUCUAAAUGGGUUUGGUGUGAUGAUUAGUGCUUCUGGAAAGCGGCUCUUGGACACAAGGCUUGCACGAAUCCUCUAAUGGGCCUUGUUUUCUUUAGAUCUUGUGUGGGGAGUGUUACACUUGA
Molecule: messenger RNA, 3468 nt
Organism: Lolium perenne
Lineage: Eukaryota; Viridiplantae; Streptophyta; Magnoliopsida; Poales; Poaceae
Molecular function (GO): protein binding
Source: RefSeq, a predicted model, not a curated record